Molecule: messenger RNA, 844 nt
Organism: Paramecium pentaurelia
Lineage: Eukaryota; Ciliophora; Oligohymenophorea; Peniculida; Parameciidae
Source: the annotation of a GenBank genome assembly
AUGAUGUAUAAGUAAAGUCCAAAAAUAAAUUCAAAUGAAUAAAGAUUGAAUCAAAUACAUAGAAAUUAUGUGGCUGCUGAUUACAAUUAAAAUUACUAAUACAGUUUAGUGGAUCCUCAUAUGGCCUAAAAGAUAAUGAUUGCAUAUAAACAUUAAAAGAUCGAAAAGAAACCAUUAGUAGCUAAGAAAAUCAAAAUGGUUGACCCUUUUUCUAAUAAAUAUUAGCGUGAUAUGUAAAUGAAAUUAUUAAAAUUAGAAAUUCAUUUGCUUAUGUCUAUGAAGCAGGUGGAAUACCUUGCAAAAUAAAUUAUAAUACUCAAGGGAAUAUGAAAAUCUAAUGGAUUCCAGAUGUAAACAUAUAAACCUUACCAUAUGAUCCAGUAUUAGUUACAUGUUUUAAUGGAUUAUUAGAAGAUGUUCAUCCUUAUUUAGCAAUUGCCACAACAGCCAUUUAAUUCAUGCUUUCAAAUGAAGUAAUAACUUCAAAUUAAAAUAAGGCUGCUUAAGAAAAAAUAAUCUAAGUUCUUCCAAAAUUAGUGUUACCAUUAAGAAGUGCAUUAAGUUCCAAAAGUGAUAAAGUAUUUGGUUCUGCAUUAAAAACUUUGAUGUAAUAUCUACUCUUUAAUUAAGGUCUUUAUCAAACGUUGUUGGAUCUCAUUUGAAUAAAUAUCUCAAAUUAUUCCUUGUUCCUAUUUGGCAGAGAUAAAAUCAUUAAAUUUUUGGUGAAUAAAUAAGAAUAAUUCUUACAGUCUUAGAAAAUAAUGGAGUAUAUUGAAUAUUUAAUUAGGGUUCUGAAGUCUAUUAAGUUAUCAAACAGAAGAUUCCAACAUACUCUAAUUUUUGA